This is a messenger RNA of Aspergillus welwitschiae, 1320 nucleotides long. Its product is annotated as F-box domain protein. Gene Ontology annotation, molecular function: protein binding. The record is from RefSeq and is a predicted model, not a curated record. The transcript has a single exon. The coding region runs from base 1 to 1320 and encodes 439 amino acids. Lineage: Eukaryota; Fungi; Ascomycota; Eurotiomycetes; Eurotiales; Aspergillaceae.
AUGCUAGUCUACUGUACCAAAGCAGGAGUAAAGGUGACCAAACCAUUAAAUGUGUCACCCAAUUAUCCCACGGCCCAAAUUCCAGCCCAUGCGGAGGCAGAUGAAUGGACUUCUGCGAGAGUUCCAAAGUAUGAUCAGACCGACCUGUACUUCUUCCAUGAACCCUGCUGGCAGCGCCUUCUGGAGCACUUUAGCCCCCAGGAAUUUGACCUGAGUCGUAUCUUUGAGGCGUUGGAACACCUGCCAUUACCCCCAGCUUUGAAUCUCAUAGACAUGGUGCCCGAUGAUGAACCGGUCGAUACCGUGCUAGACGCAGUUGAUGGGAAAUUUCAAGGUCAUCUGGAUCAUCCCAACCUGGAUGAUCUUAGGCGCUUUGCGAGAGCACCUCCCAGACCCUGGUGUCCAGUGCUGCGUUCUUCUCCGCUCGCGAAACACCAUUUCGAUAGUCUGCCUUUAGAGAUAAUUGAAAUGAUUGCCGUCAUGCUGCCCACGCGGGACGUACUGAGCCUUCGCCAGGUAUCGCGCGGUGUAGCACCGAUCUUUGCAAGCUCAAAUUUCUGGAAGACUAGGUUUUAUCUGAACGAAGAGCGCGGGUUUCUUUGGCCUGCCGUAAGGGACUUCAUGGGCGCAGCAAAUCCACAAGAAGAAAUCGACUGGAGGCUUCUUUACCACUCUACUAGCCAGCUUAACUGCAGUACUUGGCUUCUCUUGGAGAGAAAAAUUUGGGAAGCGCUUCGUUGGCUUCGCGAUACUGCCUUGGCCCUGGCCUACGGCACACCUCGUCCGCCAGACUACCGCGGUAUGGCCUUACAUCACUAUCAUAACACACUCAUCCGAGGUACACACCUUGAGACGGUGAACAUUGAUUCGCCAGUCAGGCAGGUCGCAAUCUCCGCGCAUAGCGAUAUCAGUCCCGUGCACGUCACAGGGUUAGAAUUCUUCUUCAAAGAUAGACCAAAGGCCUCGUUGGACUACACACUGCUCGGGGCCAAGGAGAUGUCUGGGGAGGAGUAUAGAGAUGAUGAAUCUGUGCAGGAAUAUCUAGAGUAUCCUGGUAUUAGGGUUACUGUUGACCUUGAGGAGUUGCGGGGAAUUAUCGCGUUGCCGACUUCUAGUGGGAUUCAAAGUGUGCUAUUAGUGCCAUCUUUCCCUAAGCCGAAAGAUCUCCAGAAUCGAUAUGUUUAUUCUGUGGGCCACACGAACACGCAGAUGCGUGCGUCUGAUGUGUCGCCCGCUCAAACCCUGGAACAGAUCACACAGGUGGUUGCGGUCCUAGAUGUGAGUACAUACGAAUCUCCAUCACCCUCCAUUGCUUUCUAA